Molecule: messenger RNA, 1899 nt
Organism: Xenopus laevis (African clawed frog)
Lineage: Eukaryota; Metazoa; Chordata; Amphibia; Anura; Pipidae
Gene: rad51.L
Product: RAD51 recombinase L homeolog
Exons: 11
Coding region: 249-1259 (336 amino acids)
Biological process (GO): mitotic recombination-dependent replication fork processing; DNA metabolic process; DNA strand invasion
Cellular component (GO): chromosome; condensed nuclear chromosome; nucleus
Molecular function (GO): ATP-dependent DNA damage sensor activity; ATP binding; single-stranded DNA binding
Source: RefSeq, a predicted model, not a curated record
GGCCCGUGGAUCAGCUGGAUUAUGAAAGUUUGAACAUAUUUCUGUGUUAUUACACUAUCGCACACUGGGCGAUAAGGGGAUUAAUCGCCUUGUCUUUGCGGCAAUCAAUCUUCCUGAACGCCUUCCUUCUGUCUUGCACCGGCUAUAAUGAAAAGUCGCCCUCUGCAUGGCACACGCGGCACUUCGUCUUCCAAAGUCGCUCGAAGUUUGCUCGGGACAGUUGGGAGAGACAUUGACACUCUCCAGAAAUGGCCAUGCAAGCUCACUAUCAAGCAGAAGCCACAGAAGAAGAGAAUUUUGGGCCACAGGCAAUAACCCGACUGGAGCAAUGUGGGAUAAAUGCAAAUGAUGUCAAGAAACUGGAGGACGCCGGGUUCCACACGGUAGAAGCGGUGGCUUAUGCGCCAAAGAAGGAACUGCUCAAUAUAAAAGGCAUUAGUGAGGCUAAAGCUGAAAAAAUCCUAGCCGAAGCUGCCAAACUGGUUCCCAUGGGAUUUACUACAGCCACUGAGUUUCACCAGAGGCGCUCUGAAAUAAUACAAAUCGGUACUGGUUCCAAAGAGCUCGACAAGCUACUACAAGGGGGCAUUGAAACUGGCUCUAUCACAGAGAUGUUUGGUGAGUUUCGCACUGGGAAGACUCAGCUGUGUCACACUCUUGCUGUUACCUGUCAGCUUCCCAUUGAUCGAGGUGGUGGCGAGGGGAAGGCCAUGUACAUCGAUACAGAAGGAACCUUUCGUCCAGAACGUUUGCUUGCUGUGGCUGAAAGAUAUGGAUUAUCGGGAAGUGAUGUUCUUGAUAACGUUGCUUACGCCCGUGCCUUUAACACCGACCAUCAGACCCAACUCUUGUACCAAGCGUCAGCCAUGAUGGCAGAGUCAAGAUAUGCCCUUCUUAUAGUGGACAGUGCGACUGCACUUUACAGGACUGAUUAUUCUGGAAGAGGGGAGCUUUCAGCACGACAAAUGCACUUGGCUCGCUUUCUUAGGAUGUUACUCCGACUCGCUGAUGAGUUUGGAGUUGCAGUCGUCAUCACAAACCAGGUGGUUGCCCAAGUAGAUGGAGCUGCCAUGUUUGCUGCUGAUCCCAAGAAGCCCAUUGGAGGAAAUAUUAUAGCUCACGCAUCUACUACACGGUUAUAUCUGAGGAAGGGCCGCGGUGAAACGCGUAUCUGCAAAAUCUACGAUUCCCCCUGCCUCCCUGAAGCAGAGGCAAUGUUUGCAAUUAAUGCUGAUGGGGUGGGAGAUGCCAAGGACUGAGCUGUGCAAAGUACCACACCAAAUGCAUUCACUUCUGAUCUGUCUGUCCUGAUAGUGGCAAAGGUCCCAAAAGUGGCUUGUCACUAAUCAGCUGGAAAAGGCACUUGGGAAUGGCAAACUUUUGGCAAACAGAUUAAAGCUAUAGGCAACACCAUUGAAGAAAGAUUCCUAUGCAAUGGCCGUUGUUUAUACAUCUACAAUGAACUGCUUGUCGACAAGGAUGGAGGCCAAGCAUCAAUACUCUAUAUCUGUUUCUACCCACAAAAGGAAAAUGGCUUUAUCUAUCUACAAAUGCCCGUGUCCAUAUGUUGGGUGAAACAUGCUGGUCCGACCUCUUUUCCUAUAAAACCGCACAUAAUAUUACUGGAGGCAAGCACCUCAGACCUCCAGAUACAAACUGUCGUGUAGAAGCCUGAAAAGCAAUAGAACUCCUUCAGCAAAUUGGAUGGAAUGAGAGAGGCAAAUUCCGAGAAUGCCCUGAUCUACUGAGAAAUUAUUUCUGUAAUAUACAUGUUAUGAUAAUAUACAUGUUAUGAAUAUGUUUUUGAUGAGCUUCAAGAAAUUUUUUUGUUUUAGUUAAAGGAUGUGAAUAUAUGUAUAUAGAUGGAUAUGCUGUUUAAAUAUAAGCUUCAUAACCGCU